Messenger RNA from Trichomonas vaginalis G3, 204 nucleotides. RefSeq lists its product as uncharacterized. NCBI's taxonomy places the organism in Eukaryota, Parabasalia, Trichomonadida, Trichomonadidae. The record is from RefSeq and is a predicted model, not a curated record. The transcript has a single exon. Bases 1 to 204 code for a protein of 67 amino acids.
AUGCAUCGUCUAUAUAUAGAUGUAACAAAAAAAGUCACACAACCCUUCAUAUCCUACUACUUUGACUAUUCUCAGAAAGAAGUUGAAGAUUUCACUCAGAGAUUAAGAGAACUCGUUGUGACUAAAGAAAUCGCAGAAGAUUUAAUGCAAAGAUCAAAUAAUAACCCAGGAUGGGCUAUGGUAUCAUUCUUGUUUUAUCAAUAA